Molecule: messenger RNA, 1561 nt
Organism: Drosophila serrata
Lineage: Eukaryota; Metazoa; Arthropoda; Insecta; Diptera; Drosophilidae
Gene: PheRS-m
Product: Phenylalanyl-tRNA synthetase, mitochondrial
Biological process (GO): phenylalanyl-tRNA aminoacylation
Cellular component (GO): mitochondrion; cytoplasm
Molecular function (GO): phenylalanine-tRNA ligase activity; ATP binding; tRNA binding
Source: RefSeq, a predicted model, not a curated record
UUUUACUCUAACCAGACCUGGUCACAUUGCAAAAGUUGGGCAAUAAGUUUCUGAAAAUGCAAAAAUAAAUACAAGUGUUUGCUGCCAAUUAAUUAAGAAUCCCUCCAAAGAUGCUGUUGACACUUCGUGUGCAGGGAACACGGCUCUGCCCGCGUCCAGGGAGCGUCACCCGAAGUCUGGCUAGCAGCGUGGCGGCUGAAAAGUCGUCGCCACCCCCAGUCCAACCCCAGCUGGAGGUCAACGGAAGCACGUACGCCACCGACAGCUGGACGAAUGUAACGCCCAAAAUCCUGUCCUACCUGGGAGCCAAUAAGCACCUGCAGACGGACCACCCCCUGUCCAUCAUUCGCCAGCGGAUUGUUAAUUACUUUUACGCCGCCUAUCGCAAUCAGCGCGGAAAUCCGCUGUUCUCUGUGUACGACAAACUGAACCCGGUGGUCACCGUGCAGCAGAACUUUGACAAUCUGCUGAUUCCCGGUGACCAUGUCAGUCGGCAGAAGUCGGACUGCUACUAUGUCAAUCAGCAACACUUGCUGCGCGCCCACACGACCGCCCAUCAGGUGGAGUUGAUCUCCGGCGGGCUAGACAACUUCUUGGUGGUCGGAGAGGUGUACAGGCGCGACGAGAUCGACAGCACCCACUACCCGGUGUUCCAUCAGGCUGAUGCCGUGCGGCUGGUCACCAAGGAUAAGCUAUUCGAGCGCAAUCCCGGCCUGGAGCUGUUCGAGGAGACGUGGUCGGGCCAGCUGGCCGACCCGAAGCGCAUCCUGCCCUCCUCGAAGUUCAUGGACCAGACCAAGCAGCCCUGCCACACGCUGGAGGCCGUCAAGCUGAUGGAGCACGAGAUGAAGCACGUGCUCGUGGGUCUGACCAAGGAUCUUUUCGGACCACGCAUCAAGUACCGCUGGGUGGACACCUACUUCCCCUUUACGCAGCCCUCGUGGGAGUUGGAGAUCUACUUCAAGGACAAUUGGCUGGAGGUCUUAGGCUGUGGUAUUAUGCGUCAUGAGAUUCUGCAACGCGCCGGCGUACAUCAGUCAAUGGGCUAUGCCUUUGGCGUCGGCCUAGAGCGUCUGGCCAUGGUGCUGUUCGACAUACCGGACAUUCGGCUCUUCUGGUCGAACGACAGCGGUUUUCUGUCGCAGUUCAGCGAGAAGGAUCUGCAAAAUCUGCCCAAGUACAAACCCAUCUCGCACUACCCGCAGUGCACGAACGACCUAUCCUUCUGGCUGCCUGAAGAUGUACAGGUGGACGCCGGUUUCUCGCCUAAUGACUUUUACGAUCUGGUCCGUUCGGUGGCCGGUGAUAUGGUGGAGCAGAUCAGUCUGGUGGAUAGGUUCAAGCACCCGAAGACGGGCAAGUGGAGCGUGUGCUUCCGCAUCGUUUACCGCCACAUGGAGCGCACCCUCACCCAGGCGGAGGUAAACGAGGUACACAAGCUGAUCGCUAGUGCCAGUGUGGAUAGUUUCAAUGUGCAAAUACGUUAGUAAGUCAUAGUUCCUAGUUCAGUUUUCAAUUUAAACCAAAAACAAGCAGUAAAACGUAGCCAUCAAAGUUUCGA